Molecule: messenger RNA, 5112 nt
Organism: Oncorhynchus gorbuscha (pink salmon)
Lineage: Eukaryota; Metazoa; Chordata; Actinopteri; Salmoniformes; Salmonidae
Product: protocadherin gamma-A5-like
Exons: 5
Coding region: 1864-3033 (389 amino acids)
Biological process (GO): homophilic cell-cell adhesion
Cellular component (GO): plasma membrane
Molecular function (GO): calcium ion binding
Source: RefSeq, a predicted model, not a curated record
CAGACUCGCCAGAAUUACACGCCUGAAGCAGGCGGAACUACAUGUUUUGUGAUUAAUUGAAGAUCGUUUGGAUACUUCUACUUCGUUGUCUGGUCUGUGUAGAUUAGUUUUUCUGUUGGUCUGGACAUUUAUGUAGUAUAUGAACUGGAUUUUAUAAAAUGUCUGCUAGGAAUCUGGUAUGCGCUUUUGACAGCCAUGCGUCACUAUGGCUUGUCCUCGUUUCAUUUGGAUGUAUAGUCCAUGGACAAGUGAGAUAUUAUAUUCCUGAGGAGAUGGCGAAAGGCUCGGUCGUGGGUAAUGUCGCAGAGGACUUGGGCAUUGAUCUGAAAAGGCUGAGGAGCGGCCGAGCUCGUAUCAUAGCCGGGGACGAUAUGUCGAGCUGAACACAGACAAAGGAACACUGGCAGUGAGUGAGAGGAUAGACCGAGAGCUCGUGUAAACAAACCUCUCCAUGUAGUUUCAGCUUCGAGCUAAUCUUAGAAAACCCUAUUCAGCUUUAUGAAGUUACCGUAGAAAUCAUGGAUGUCAAUGACCACGCUCCUACAUUUCCCAAAGAUGAAAUAUAUAUCGAGAUUAGCGAGUCAGCCCUCCCGGGAGCGCGUUUCUUACUAGAUAGCGCAUUUGAUCCAGAUGUUGGAGAAAAUACAAUACAGAGCUACACUCUGAAACCCGCUGAUCAUUUCAUUCUGAAACAGGAAACUCGUGCAGACGGAAACAAAUACAUAGACAUGAUGUUGCUGUCGCCAGUAGACAGGGAGAGCCAUGAGGAAUUGUCCCCCGUUUUAACCGCAAUUGAUGGUUGCCAUCCACCGAAAUCAGGCAUGAUGAAAAUAAAUAUCCAGGUUUUAGACGUAAACGAUAACACUCCCGUAUUUUCCAAAACCCUGCAUAGGGCGUCAGUUCCAUAAAAUGCGCCUGAGGGAAGCCCUGUGGCUAAAGUAAGCGCAACUGAUGCAGAUAAAGGCAUAAACGGAGAGGUGACGUUUGCUUUCAGGUACAGCGCAGACAGUAACAACGGGCUUUUCCGAAUCGAUGCACAGUCAGGUGAGAUUUUCGUUUUUGGACAUCUAGAUUUUGAAAAAGCUAAAAAAGUACGAGUUAAACAUCGAAGCCAAAGAUCAUGGCGGCUUCACUGAUUCUUGUGCCGUGAUUAUUGACAUAAUUGAUGUGAAUGAUAACAUACCUGUCAUAUCUUUAACAUCAUUCACGAAUCCUGUUUGUGAAAACUCUCCACCUGGAACAACAAUCGCAGUGAUUAAUGUUAAAGACAUAGAUUCGGGAGAAAAUGGACAGGUGCGUUGUAGCAUAUCAAAAGAUUCCCCCUUUGUCAUUAGGUCAUCAUUACGGAAUUACUAUACGUUAUUGACAGAUGAAGAAUUAAACAGGGAAAUAGUAUCAGAAUAUAACGUUACUAUAACUGCCACAGAUGAAGGCUCGUCCCCUCUCUCUAGUAACAAGACUAUUACCUUACGAGUGUCUGACGUCAACGAUAACACACCAAUAUUUGAGAAGGAAUCUUGUAUUACAAAUAUAGUGGAAAAUAAUUCACCAGGUGUAUCAUUAUUCACCGUAAGAGCAUCAGACGCUGAUUGUUGCCAGAACGCACGCGUCUUCUACAUCCUUGAGGACUCUGUGGUUAACGGGGCACCAGCUUCCUCCUUGGUUUCAAUUAAUGCUGAAACUGGUGUUAUAUAUGCGGUGAGAGCAUUCGAUUACGAACAACUUAAAGAUUUCAAAAUCAAUAUUAGAGCGCAUGAUGGUGGUUCUCCUACUCUCAGUGGCAACGCAAGUGUGCAUGUACUUGUCCUGGACCAGAAUGACAACCCUCCUCAGGUUCUCUACCCAGUACAGACUAGUGGCGCUAUGGUGGCUGAAAUGGUACCUCGUCCAGCAGAUGUGGGCUAUCUUGACACUAAAGUGGUGGCUGUUGAUGUGGACUCUGGACAGAACGCCUGGCUCUCAUAUAAACUGCAGAAAACGACAGACAGGUUGUUGUUUGAAGUGGGCCUACAGAAUGGAGAAAUAAGAACUGUACGUCAGGUUACUGAUAAAGAUACUCUGAAACAAAAGCUCACAAUUGUAGUUGAGGACAACCGACAGCCCUCUCGAUCAGCUACAGUCAACGUGAAUGUAGCGAUGGCUAAUAGCUUCCCCGAAGUACUCUCAGAAUACCCUGACUUUACGCACGACAAGGAUUAUAAUGAUAAUCUGAUUUUUUAUUUAAUUUUGGCACUUGCUGUGGUUUCACUGCUUUUCAUUUUUUCGAUUAUUGCUAUAAUGUCCGUGAAAAUCUACCGGUGGAAACAGAAAAAACUAUUCUAUAAAACUGCAGCAAAUCUUCCCGUUAUCCCAUAUUAUCCGCCCGUUUACCAAGAUGGAAACCUGGGAACCCUACAGCAUGUAUACAACUAUGAGGUGUGUGGAACCACUGACUCUAGGAUGAGUGAUGUGAGGUUUGCGAGGCCGUAUAGCCAGAACACACUGGUGGAUGUGAGUCGAAUGGGGACAAUGCAGCGAGAAGAGAGAAAGCAGGAAGACGCUGAUGUCGAUGGAAAGCAAAAUCCACCCAACAAUGACUGGCGCUUAAACCAGCAGGGACAGAGACCUGGACCCAGUGGCACAUACAGGUACAGCACCAGCCCCCAGGAGAUAUGGACACCGUAUGGGAAGGCGAGAGCUGGCCCCCAUCCUGAGGGGGCAGGUGGUGUCGUAGCUGGGACAGGACCCUGGCCCAAUCCCCCCACCGAGGAUGAGCAGAUCCAGGCUCUGAUGGCUGCUGCCAAUGAGGUGAGCGAGGCGACAGCGACCCUUGGACCCCGCUACAACGCCCAGUUCCCCAUGCAGCAUGUGCCUGACUACCGCCAGAACGUCUACAUACCUGGCAGCACGGCCACCCUGACAGCCAACCCCCAGCAGAUGAUGUCCCAGCCGGCCCUGCAGGGACCGCCACAGGCCAUGCCCCAGGUUGACGUCCCCAACGCUGCCCAGACCCCCGCCAGCAAGAAGAAGUCCACCAAGAAGGACAAGAAGUAAGCCAAGCUAACACCAAACCCAAUCGCCACGGACACCAAUACCCUUUACCCCCACACUGCAGAGCAUCCUCCCUCAAUAGAAGCCUUGAUCUUUCUUUUUCUUAUGCUAUUCAAUCUGAUAGUUCAAUCUGAUAUUCCCAGCGUUGUGGAUGUACUGAGCAUAUGUCAAAAUGUUGGUAGUGGGCAAUUGCUGUACUUCUUACUCCUAUGGUCAUCACAGCUCACUUCAGGCAGAGGUUAUUGGUUUGUGGUGUAUCUGGAGUGGGAGGGGUAGAAGAGUGGAUAAAAGAAGAGGGCAUGAGCUGUAUUUUGGAUUCAGAUGGAUUUCAGGUACCUGGAAUUCAUAUAGUGAUCUAGCUCUGCAUUAUAGCAUUCUAAAGAAAAAAACAUCUGGUUGUUUGUUUUCAUUGAAACCUUUGAUGUUCCUCUAAAAUGCCAAGUAGUUGCUUCUUAUGAUGACAUGAAUUACACUACCUUCUUGUUUAUUUAGAGGACUUUCUUUAGCUCUUUAAGGCAUGAAGUAGACAAGACACGUUGCAUGAUUCAUCCUAAAGAUGAAGAACCACUGAAGAUAAGCCUACACUAACAUACAUUUGAAGAAAGAGGCUAGCUCAACUUCGUCACAAAAUUCCAAUUUCAUGUGAGAAUGCAUACCGUGGCAUUAACAUUUUAAAAUGUAAGGUUCAUUGUAGUUAUGUGACUAGUAAGCAUAAGAACAGAUUCUGAUUUUGUGUUACUUAUAAUGUUGACCAUCAAAGUAUAUCCAGCUGCUUUUUAAAAUCUUGUCCAAGCAGGAUUCUGUGGUAACUUAGAUCAUUUAUCCACGAUUGUCACCCUUUUCCCUCAUUAUUGGUAGAAUCCUGUACUGCAUUAAAACUGAACUUUGUUUAAAUAAUGUAACAGUGUAAAGGUGAUGGAUCAGUGUUUUAUAAACUUAGAACCAGCAUUAUUUCGAUAUUGUAUCAGCGUUGUUGUAACGUUGUAUUAGCGUUAUGCCGAGCUGGCCCAGUGUUAUUGGCUCUGCACUGUGGCCCUCUCUAAGGCUCAUAGACAGAGUCCUGUGACCACUACCCCAGGGUUGUGGGUUACGGUUAGGGUUAGGGUUAGACAGAGUCCUGUGACCCCAGGUUUGGGUGUGUGGUAAAGGCAUAAGGAGGGGAAAGGGUGGACAGUCUCUGUCCUCUUGCCACAUGUACAGUAUCUCUCCGGCUAUGACAGCCUGUGAAUGUGCUCUAAUCACUUCUUCAGCCCAGACCACAGGUUCAGUACACUACAACUCCAGGCACUGUAGGACGUUAUGUAAUGGACAGUUUACAGGAGCCUCUGUAGAAGCCUUGCUGUGCGUUCAAGGCAAUAUCAGGACCAUGGACAGAGACCACCUCCCUCUCCUCUCUUAGAAGCAGUCUGGGGCCCAGAGAAUGUUUUCAGCCCAUCCUUAACCCUGCCAAAUCCUCAGCUGCACUGACACUCUGCCCCCAUGUAAAUAAGACACAGCCAAUCUGAGAGAGAGACACCACUCUCUCACCACAGCCACACAGCUGGCUAGUACUGGAAUGUUUUGAAUAUUUUUCAGGAAAAAAAUCUGAGAAAAAAAUAAGUUGUUCAUAUUAAAUGUAGUGGUGUAGUGACUAGGAUUUGAGCAAACUCACUCGUCCAAGAUGUAAAUAAAACUAAAACUUUCAAAAGACAGUCGUAACUAGAGGCUUGUGAAAUUUUUUGUGCAUAUUUUUGUGUUCUCUCAAUCACUUUCUUUCUUUGGUCACACCAAACUUUAAAUCUUAACACACAACACCCACAUGUCUUUUAAAGUGUGAUUCCAUUUCCCUGCACCUCUUCCUGUGUUUGUGAUUUUGAUCAAUUGUUUAUGCUACUGGAAUGCCACCCUUGCUCAUAUGAAUAUAAAUAUGGGUCUUCUAAUCCUCUUUAUUCUAUUGUUUUAUCUUCUGUAUUAAAAUGCUUAGCGCUUCUCCCUGUUACACUUAUUUUAUAUGCUCAAAUUUAUAUCGCUGUUUAUUUCUUUAUGGUUUUUGUUUAUUCUCUGCUCACUGACAUUUCCAAAUACAAAUCUCUUUUGAAAUGA